Molecule: messenger RNA, 1462 nt
Organism: Rhizophagus irregularis DAOM 181602=DAOM 197198
Lineage: Eukaryota; Fungi; Glomeromycota; Glomeromycetes; Glomerales; Glomeraceae
Source: RefSeq, a predicted model, not a curated record
UAUAUCCGUUUUACAGUAUCUUACAGUAUAUAAUGUCUUUUUCAAAUUGUUUUAUUAGAAGUUUCUGGCUGGGUAAAACGUUACAAACUGAAGAAUUAUCUAAUAUUAUUACACGAAAAGAAGAAAUUAGGACUGCUUUGAACAAAUGGCAAAGUUGUUUAAAUCUCCGUGUUAGACAGUUAUUAGAAAAUAAUAGUUUGAACAAGUAUUCGUUGGAUUGUAAUAUUCCGAUAGAAAAAGGUUUACUUAAAGAAAACGCGUUUAUAGGGGUACGGAAUAUUAAUGUUCCUUAUGAUACUUUAGAAGCAGAACCUUUCACUGCAGCAUCAAGUAAAAUUAAAAUCCUUGCGUAUCAAAUUUCACAAUUUUUCGAUUCUAAUAUUACAUCAACGAAUGAUUUUUUUAAGUUGUAUAAUGAUGAAUUGGGGUGGUGUGGAAACAGUGACAUAUUUAGAAGAUGUGUUGAACUGUAUCUUGAAAAAGACUAUUUAUCAGUUAUGUUAAUAGUAAUAUCGAAUUUGGAACGGUUAUUGGGAGAUAUAAUUUAUUCAUUACAUGAUGAUACAUCUAUUAUACCUUUACUUAUUCGUGAUUUGCUUAUUGCUCCAUCUCUUGUUUUAUUAUUGGGAGAAGAGAUGAUUUUUUUCCUUAGAUGUAUCAUUGGACCGCCAAAUUCUAUGAACCUAAGGAAUGUACUUUGGCAUGGUUUUAUUAGCCCUCAUGAAUUUUUAAAAGUACCGGUCAAAUGGUAUUGCGCACUCAUAUUAAUUAUCACUAUGAGUAUUUGUAAUAUAGUAAGACACAAGGGCGUAAUUGGCUUAUUGAAGAAAAGAAAUAAUGUGAACUUUAAGAGAUUUUAUUAUUUGACUGACAACGCUGACGAUAGGAAUGCUUAUAUUUCAACCGAGAAAAAUUUUGAUGAAUUAUAUGAAUGCGUAAUGUACGGACAUGCAUCCCCUCCACAAUAUCCUCAUCAUAUGAUUCUGGAAUUUCUACUUUUUAAAAAUUUUUUUGUAAUCCCACGAACUUAUCCAACCUGGUUGUGCUCAUUCCGUUAUUUAUCUAAUAAUCAAGUUCUAUUGUUUUUCGUCCUUGCGUUACCACUUCUUGAACAUUGCCUAAGAAGAAUUUAUGUUUGUGUAAACAAAGAUGUGCAAGAACAUCGAAUGUGUACAGUGGAAACUGGUGAAUAUUUUUUGACACUAGAUAUUAUCUUAGGGGAAAAGGUUGCAUGGGCCUUUUGUGGAAUUAAAGAAGAGAAACAAGAAGAAGAGCAAAUAAAUGAAAUUUAUUCAGAACUCGGAGGUGGUAUAAUGGUAUGUAGUGAACUAAUACUUAUUAAUUUGAAUUUACAAAUUUUACUGUAUAAUCUAAGUUUUUUUCACUUGUAAUAAUGAAGGAUUUACUUCUUGAUCUAUUUGUUCAUGUUGAUGGACCUAGGUUAAGAGAUCGAGUAGCUCAU